Molecule: messenger RNA, 789 nt
Organism: Dissoconium aciculare CBS 342.82
Lineage: Eukaryota; Fungi; Ascomycota; Dothideomycetes; Mycosphaerellales; Dissoconiaceae
Exons: 1
Coding region: 134-646 (170 amino acids)
Source: RefSeq, a predicted model, not a curated record
AGGAUGAUGAGAAAAUAACUACCGACGAUGCAAGCCGCAGAAAACGAGAGAAGGAAAGAAACUCGUUUCCUCCAACAUCAAAUCGCCUCCCAAAGAUGCAAGAAUCCCGAAUUUUCAACGUGUUGAGUGUUUGAUGCCGCGUUCAUCGAAUCAUCGCCUCGCAUGCCGAAACGCAGGUGCCUUUCCGCCAAUCGCUUGCAGAUGCUCCUCCUCUUCCUGCACUCCCGCGCAUGCGAACGAUUUGGGCUCACGAAAGUCAAAAAGGCAUGAAAAGCUUAAAAAGCUGUUGCUGUUCAAUGCUCUUCGUCUUCGACUGGCAGCGAGCGGUAGCGUGUGCAUGCAGAGAGAAUCGCAGCCGAAAGGAAUUGCAAGAAGAGAAAGGUCCUUGCAGAUGCAUGCACGCCACGUUUCCCAGCUGGAGAUGAUCACAGGAGAAAAGCAUGCAGUGGUAUGUACCACUAUGCAGGACUACCUGGCAUGGAAGUGGAUACAGUGUAUCGUCGAAAGCGUGAAGAUGUUGGCCCGCCGGCCAGCUAGCCGUCUAUUUGUUAUCCGCGUGAAGAGGUUGGACAUCUCGACAGGUUUGAAUUUUCCUUCGCUUUCGGAGAUUCGUGUCCUAAACGACUGGGAGGCAAUGGUGGAGUAAACAUAUAGUACACGGUGAACUAUUGAAGAAUCCAAUGCAGGGCUACUGUAUUGUGGGAGGUGCUCGGCAGCGAUCUCUCCGGGGGGCGUGCCUGAAUCACUUUCUCAUCGAGGAUUUGCUUUGUCGGGUCUCUUUGCCAUCGU